UCUUGGUUUUCUGUUUUUCAAUAUUUUCAAAAAGACAAAUUAUUUUACCAGUUUAAAACAUCAUAUAUCAAUGUCAGACUACAGAGGUAGAGGUGGCAGAGGGAGAAGCCCAAGAGGUCGUGGUGGACCCAGGGGCAGAGGUGGUUACUCAGAUUUUCGAGGGAGAGGUGGCUACAGAGGACGUGGUGAUGGAUUUUCAAGAGGAAGAGGUGGUCCACCGAGACACAUGAAUCGUGAUGAUGACUCUCCACCCAGAAAAUUAGCCAUGAUGUCAAGAUUUGAUUCAGACAGAGGUCCUCCCAUGAGUAAAGGUCGAAGAGGUGACAGAUUUGACGAUGACUUUGACAGAGCUCCACCCUCUAGAUCAAGAGAUCUGUACUCGUCUCCACCUCGUGAAUCUAGUAGACUUUUGGAUAGAUUGAGUCCACCAAGAAGCAGCCUACGAGAUAGAGACUUUGGUCUAAAUGCAAGAGAAUUCAUAAUUUCCCCCCGUUUAAGCUUAUCAGGAGACUCUGGAUCUUUUAGAGAAUCAUAUAGUACAAGUUUGAGAGAAGACAGACGAGAUAACAUUGGUCGGUCCAGAGAUUUUGUUUCACCUCGCUCAAGUGGUGACUACAUUGUUGAAAAGAGUAGUCGAGAUUAUCGUGACUCUUCGCGUGAUUAUGGAUCCAGAGAUUACCCAUCAUCACGAUCUGCAGAAUUUAGAGAACCACUGCGCAGGGAUUUGUCCCCAAGAGACAGGUCAGCACAACACAGCUAUGAUAAUGACCGCAGCUAUAGUCCAGAACGCGAGUUUUCUUCCAGGGGUGGGCGAGGUGGCCACGUCAGUAGGCACAGUAAUAACUCGAUAGACAGAGACAGAGAUCACCAUCAUAGUGGCGGUGACAGAGAUUAUGGAUCCAGUAGAUUCUCCAGAUUAGAUGACAGAAUCUCUAGUAGACCACCAAGAGAGUUUAGAGGUCGUGGAAGAGGUAUUCGGGGUGGUCGUGAUGAACGUGGUGGUUAUAUGGAGGGAGAACAAGACAAUUUCAUUCAUGAAAGUGAUGAAGCUGUUGUCAAUGAGAAGAUUCGUUUACUGCUAGCAGAAGAAGCACUAAAACUUAAGGCAGUUUAUCUCAUGAUCAAUCACAAGAAGACUACAAUAUUCACUGAUGUGAGAGAAGGCACGACCGUGAACCAAGUGAAAAAAAUCCUAGAAGGCAUUUUAAAAGUUGACCCUCAGCACAUGAAGUUGUAUCUCAAUGAUACCUUGAUGGCUGGAGGAGAGCUGGCAGUCUCCCUGUAUGGCUUGACACCAUCUACAGCCAACUGUCUCUCACCUGCAGUGCUUCAUCUGGUUCUUAAUUCUGAAGAAUAAAUGAUAGCUAGUACUAAUGUCAAACAAUAAUUAGGUUAUAGUUUUAUGUAAAUAGAUAUCAUUAUUUGUGAAAUGUACUUGUUUUUUUAGAUUUUAGUUUUCAAGACAUUUCAUUUAGAAAUGUUUAAAUCUUAUGACUGAACAAUGCAACUGUAAUAGUAUUUUGCUGCUCAAUCUUCACCCUCAUUGUUAUUUUAAUAAAAAUUUGUUACUCCAUGUGAUUAUAUUUUGUCCACAUGCCAGACAAUCGCUUCCCAAACGACUUCUGUACAGAGAGCUGUGUGUGCAGGAAAUCGCUAUAAAGAUACCCUUAAAAACUUCUUCAUGGAGUGUGAUAUUGAAAUAUGACCAAUCCUACCCAUGCCACAUAUAUGACCUGCAUUUCAAAGUGAGGAUUGGACUUUACAGUCAUCUCUAUGCUCAUAGGAAAUGAGAAAUAUGCUCAUCUUUGACCACGAAGGAGGAGCUAUAUAUAUUAUGGUAGCAAAAUAUUACAUAUAAGCAAAUAUGUAUGUGUAAAAUAUGUAUGUGUAAAUUGCUCAAUAUUAAUGUCUUUGUAUUAUUAUGAUAUUACCUAACUCUUUUUACUAUUUCUUUGCACAAUUUUACAUUUAAAUUUUUUUGUAAAUAUUUUGUUACAAUUAUUAUUAAAAACUAAACCUACUAUUGAUGUAUUAGGAUAGAACCAUGUUUAUUUCAUUUGGACAUGGUGGCUGAGUGGUAAAGUGCUUGGUUUCCGAACCGUUUGAAUCUGAGUGAAAACAUGGGAUUUUGAAUUUAUGGAUUUUUAGGACAUUUGAGUCCACUCAACUCUAAUGAUUACCUGACAUUAGUUGGUAAAAGUAAAGGCUGGUGGUCAUUGUGCUGGCCAUUUGACGCCCUUGUAAACCGUCGGCCAUAGAUACAGAUGAUCUUUAUAUCAUCUUUCCUAGAUAGCUAGGUCUGAAAGGGAAACUUUGCUUUUUACUCAAUGUAUAUUUCACACUGUCACAGUAAAGUGGUAGGCUAUUAGCUUCACAGAUAUCAAAUACUGUGUAUAUCGAUAUAAAAUACAUGAAUAAUAAAAUAAUGAUAUCAAUGAAAGGAGAUCUGCUCUAAACUUUCAUUGUUCAAUUCUAACAUUUACUUGUGACAGUGGUUCUCAAACUUGGGUCCGCAAGGUGACCCUCAGGUUCGAAAAAAGUUGAAAAUUGUAUACAAUUAAAAUAAUUUCUUCUCUAAAAGCCAGUUUAUCCGAUUGGAUGAUUUGAAUAAUAAUCAACUCACCUCUCACUACUGUUUAAUAUGUCUAUUACCUAAACCAAACAUUUGUAGACAUUCUUCAUUUGGAUAUUCUUGACUGGGUGUUGAGCCCUUUUGCACGCAGACAGUCAGAUCCCAAUUACAGAUGAAUCCAUUCUAAUAGAGAAGCAGGUUAUUGAAAUAUCCAAAACUGAGGAACUUAAAACACAAAUUCUGAUUUCAAAAACAAGAUUCCAAUUUUUUAUCUUGCAUUAUAGGUUAUUGUACAGAAAAUGUUGACUGCUUUCCCAUCUUCUUAUGUGGUGGAACAUGGAUUCAGUGCUCAAAAAAUUUAAGAUACUGAUUAGAAACUUGUGCUCAUAGCAACAUCACUUACAAACAUUGAGCCAGACAUAAAUGCCCUGAUAAAAAUCUCAUCCCAUUUAUCCCAAGUCAUUAAACAAAAGUUGUAAUUUUAUUAAACACUCCUUCAACAAAAUGUUUGAUUUUUACAUUUGUAAUUUAUUUACUAUGCAUUUAAGUACCUUUUUCACUUAGGGGUCUGUGGGCAAAUUUUGACUAAACAACUGGUUCCUCAGAUCAAAAACACACAUUCAGCUUAGAAUUAACAAAAAAAAAUGUUCUCACAUGGUGGCUAUUAAGUUUCUGUGAUAUUCAUGUACAUUUCUUUUACAACUUUCACAUUAGAUAUGUUACUGAUUUUUUUGUUUGCUACCAAUUUCUUUUGCAUGUAAAUUAGGUAAAGUAUGUAUAUGCUAUGACUCCAAUUUAAAAUAACUUACAUAUGGUACAAUCUAUUUCAUUUUGAAUUAUAUGGACUAUAUGGAUUAUAUUGAAAAAUUAUAAUGUCACUUCUAAAUGAAAUAGCUGUUACUGUAAUUCAAAAUGUAAUUUAUGCAAGAACAUCCUUAUGAGUGGUGAUAUUUUAUGUAAAUAUAUUGUUGAAAAUAUAACCUAGUAGUUGAUUCAUAACUACAAACUGCAGUGGUAUGUUGUUCUGUUACUUCACCAAGCUGAGAUGUUAAAAGACUGUCUUUCACUUUGUUUUCUUUGAUUAUAAUAUUGAGAUUUAUAUAUCUACUAGUAUUUUACACCCUUACUUUUAUAGGGUGCUUUUAUUUGGAUAUGUUGUUUUUCUUUUACAAACUUAGACUUCUUAUAUUUGUAUGCAAUGUGCAGCAAUAAUAAAAUACAUAAUUGUA
Molecule: messenger RNA, 3801 nt
Organism: Biomphalaria glabrata
Lineage: Eukaryota; Metazoa; Mollusca; Gastropoda; Planorbidae
Product: RNA binding motif protein, X-linked-like-1
Exons: 11
Coding region: 71-1357 (428 amino acids)
Biological process (GO): transcription elongation by RNA polymerase II
Cellular component (GO): elongin complex; VCB complex
Source: RefSeq, a predicted model, not a curated record